AUGAGGACCGGUAUUCUCCAUGUCAAGAAUGACACCAUUCUUGAUGCCAACGGGCAGCGAGUGGUUCUGCGUGGUGCAGCCCUAGGAGGAUGGAUGAAUAUGGAGAACUUCAUCACUGGGUUCGCUGCCCAUGAAUUCCAGCAUUGUGCAGAAAUGCACCGGGUCCUAGAUCCCGAGAAAUACGAGUUCUUCUUCGACAAAUGGCAGGGACAUCGGUCUCCAAGGCAUGAUCUACACUAA
Penicillium alfredii is the source of this 240-nucleotide messenger RNA. RefSeq lists its product as uncharacterized. The transcript is spliced from 2 exons. Bases 1 to 240 code for a protein of 79 amino acids. NCBI's taxonomy places the organism in Eukaryota, Fungi, Ascomycota, Eurotiomycetes, Eurotiales, Aspergillaceae. The record is from RefSeq and is a predicted model, not a curated record.